AAGAGCUCCAUCAAAGAGUACAGCGAGUGGGUGUUAAAGCACUGGGCUAUGAAUGCAUCCACGGGAAAGGAAAGAAUGGAUGAAAAUGGAAAUAAGAGACACGGCUUUAUUGUAUAGGUUUCUGAAGGUGAAACUACAACAGCUGGACACCAUAGUCUUACAACAUGGAUUCUAAGGAUUUAUAAAACUGGAGGGAUACAGGAAGAUACCAAAGAAGGAUGAAAACUGGGAUGCUUUUGCCUCUUGCAGUCGGCAGUGCCUCUUCUGAUCCAAAUCCUCUUCGUCGUACAAUACUUCCUAAAAACUGGAAUACCAGAAUGAAAGGCUACUAAUGUGGGUGGACUGAACCUGUUUUUCUUCUGGUGAUCGGAAGACAUGGUCCUUGCAAUCAAACUGUUGCUCUUCACCUGUAUUUGGCCAACGUCUGUUUUAAUCAAUAGCAGCGAUCAUCACCACCGCCAUUACCACCACCGUCAUCCUCUAAGAUCAUUCAUGAAAAGACAUAAUAGCAAACGAGAAAUUAAGAUGAGGAAACUAGACAGCACUAAAGUAAAGCCCAUGAAAUCAGAACAACUUCUCCGUAUAGAAGACCAUGAUUUUGCGAUGAGACCAGGCUUUGGAGGAUCACCAAUACCAGUGGGAAUUGAUGUUCAAGUAGAGAGUAUUGACAGUAUUUCAGAAGUUGACAUGGAUUUCACGAUGACUUUGUACCUCAGACAUUACUGGAAAGAUGAGAGACUCUCAUUUCCUAGCACCAGAAACAAAAGCAUGACCUUUGAUGGAAGACUAAUUAAAAAGAUCUGGGUGCCUGAUAUAUUUUUUGUUCACUCUAAAAGAUCUUUCAUCCAUGACACAACAAUGGAGAAUGUCAUGUUACGUGUUUACCCAGAUGGCAAUGUACUCUUCAGUUUACGAAUAACCGUCUCUGCCAUGUGCUUCAUGGACUUCAGUAGGUUCCCACUUGACACCCAGAACUGCUCUUUAGAGCUGGAAAGCUAUGCCUACAAUGAAGAUGAUUUGAUGUUGUAUUGGAAGCAUGGCAAUGAAUCACUUGCCACAGAUGAACAUAUCUCCCUUUCCCAGUUCUUCAUUGAAGAAUUCAGCGCAUCAAGUGGUUUAGCAUUCUACAGCAGCACAGGUUGGUACAAUCGCCUAUUUAUAAACUUUGGCUUGAGGAGGCAUAUUUUCUUUUUUGUGCUACAAUCUUAUUUCCCAUCUAUGCUGAUGGUGAUGCUAUCAUGGGUUUCAUUUUGGAUUGACCGAAGAGCUGUUCCUGCAAGGGUAUCCCUGGGUAUAACCACUGUGCUGACAAUGUCGACCAUAAUCACAGGAGUAAGUGCCUCAAUGCCUCAGGUGUCUUACAUAAAAGCAGUGGAUGUAUACUUGUGGAUCAGUUUCCUCUUUGUCUUCCUCUCUGUCAUUGAAUAUGCAGCUGUAAAUUAUCUCACCACUGUGGAAGAAAGGAAACAGCUAAAAAAGAGAGGGAAGGCUGAAAUGUAUAACAUUGAUGCAGUGCAAGCUAUGGCUUUUGAUGGUUGCUACCAUGACACGGACACUGAUAUCGAUCUGACCACCUUUUCAGUUAAUUCCACAGAGAACUCAACACGAGAUCGAGCACCCAGUAUUGCUAAUCUAGAUACAACUCGCAUGAAAAGGAAAAGAUCCUUGAGGGGGAACGUGGGCAGAAUCAUUUUGCAGAAUAACCAUGUCAUUGACACAUACUCAAGGAUUAUAUUUCCGACUGUAUAUAUAGUAUUCAACUUUUUUUACUGGGGCUUGUAUAUAUGAAGAGAACUAUAAGGUAUUUUUCAUCUAAGUACAUCAGAAGCCUAAAUUCUGCUAACAUAUAUGCGAGCCACAAUCAAUGCAAAGUUUGUGCAAGCCAUAAUCAAUAUUCAAGAAUAAUAUCAAUAUGUGCAUUUCAGAGUCUGAAGAAGACAUUCUGGUAAUCAAGAAAUAGAUAUUUUCCUCUUCUGGGAUCUUAAUGUUUUUGCUGUACUUUUAUUUGUCAAGGAUAGGUGAUUUUAACUGGCUUGCACAGUAUCAUCAGGACACUUCUUCUGUGUCACAUGCAGAACUGGCAGUUUCCAUGUGGGACUUUCCAUAAUGCUUCUGAGUUUACAGAACAAUUGUAAAGCUGCUAAAAUGGAUACUAAUUAGUUUCAAGCACAUCCUCCCUCCUCUGCUCUUUUCUUCUGUUUGUAUUUGGGAUCCAGACAAGUACAUUGUUUCUCUUAAAAUAAGA
Molecule: messenger RNA, 2245 nt
Organism: Anolis sagrei ordinatus
Lineage: Eukaryota; Metazoa; Chordata; Lepidosauria; Squamata; Anolidae
Gene: GABRR3
Product: gamma-aminobutyric acid type A receptor subunit rho3
Biological process (GO): regulation of membrane potential; chemical synaptic transmission; signal transduction
Cellular component (GO): neuron projection; GABA-A receptor complex; synapse
Molecular function (GO): chloride channel activity; GABA-A receptor activity; extracellular ligand-gated monoatomic ion channel activity
Source: RefSeq, a predicted model, not a curated record